This is a messenger RNA of Ylistrum balloti, 1625 nucleotides long. Its product is annotated as translin-associated protein X-like. The transcript is spliced from 3 exons. Gene Ontology annotation, cellular component: nucleus; cytoplasm. Gene Ontology annotation, molecular function: RNA binding; RNA endonuclease activity; sequence-specific DNA binding. Lineage: Eukaryota; Metazoa; Mollusca; Bivalvia; Pectinida; Pectinidae. Bases 655 to 1563 code for a protein of 302 amino acids. The record is from RefSeq and is a predicted model, not a curated record.
UGUUAAACUAAAGCAUCUCUGUUACCACUAUUGAUAUGUUUUGAGUCUUAACUUUUAGACAUUUCACUCAGGAAUUCGAAUGAAAAUCGCCAUGUUGUAGUAAAUCUGCUGACGUUCCACCAUUCUUGCUGAAAAUUGUCGAAGAUAGUGGAAUCCAACUCGUGGAAUCUCAUAGUGCAAGCUUAAUAUAUGAUUGUAGAGAAAGUAACUCCUCAGUGAAAAUGACUUGCAAAUUGUCAACUGAUUUCGUUUCAAACGAUCGGACUGAUCAGCAUAUCCCCCUAGCACAAAAAUAAACACUUGAAAAAAUUCAUUCAGAAUGUUGUUAUCAUAGGGCACCCUAUGCCCCAUUAUUGCUAUAAUUCAUGAAAAUAAAAUGAAUCAGUCUGAAUAUUGUCACAAUUAAAACAUGUUCAUGUUAAGAAUCGGACUUUGUCAAUAUUGAUUAACAACUAACAAUACUUACAGAAAGUCCUUUAAUACCCAAAUCUUAGGACAAUGUGACUAGGGAAUGUCAUAUGGAAAUACCUGCACAACAUAAACUCUUUCUAUAUGAUCUCUCUAGGCAAUCACUGAAGAUUAAGGUUAUUCUUUUUGUUGCAUGCUUUUUUUUUAGAUUUGAAUUUAAGUUAAAGAUGGCACUAGUAUAAUAUUAUGUUCUUGAAUUUUAUGUUGUUUCCAGUGAAGCGUUCGAGGAAGGGAGAGCCAAAGGUGCCAGUAAAUGAGAAUUCCCCUGUCAUCCAGGCAUUUAGAGUGUACCAAUCAGAAUUGGACACAAGGCAUGACAAACAUGAGCGCCUAGUCAAAGUGAGCAGGGACAUAACCAUUGACAGCAAGAGAACGAUUUUCUUACUUCAGAGGGUGGCAGGGUCAGAUUCUGAAUCUGCAUUGUUAGAGGAGGCUUCAGAUAAAAUAAAACAGAUCCAGAAAGCCAAGUUUGUCUUGAUAGCAGAAGAAUUACAAGAUGAAGACCCAUACAGAUUCAUUAGGGCAUACUCACCAGGUCUACAGGAAUAUAUUGAAGCAGUCUCAUUCUUUAAAUACAUCAAGUGCAAGGAAUUAGUAACACUACAAGAAAUCCAGCAGGAUCUGAUCUUUCCCAAGCAUAAUGACAGUGGACAAACAUGUGACCAAGAGAGCCAAAUGCAACCAGAAAUGGUCGAUUCACAGGAAUGUAACAUUUCCCCUACCCAGUCAGAGCAAAAGGGCACAAUUGAAGUCCAUGUUCCACCUAUUGAAUACAUGCUUGGGGUGGCAGACCUUACCGGAGAACUAAUGCGAUUGGCUAUCAACAGUGUUGGGGCUGGGAACCUUGACAUCCCAUUUGAGGUUUGUGAAUUCUUGAGAAAAAUGCAGUCAGGAUUUCAGUCAUUCAGCUAUGUAUCUAGGGAAGUGAAAAAGAAACUUCACACUCUGAAUCAAAGUCUGCAGAAGGUAGAGACGGCAUGUUACACCCUACAGGUGCGCGGGUCGGAGAUCCCAAAACAUAUGUUAGUGGAUGUUCUCAGUUCCCCCAUGAGUGAUAUACACAUGUACACUGACGAUCAGGCCAUGGAUGAAUAGCCUUGGUGAAGAUUUUUCAAUAACAUGUGAUGUGUUGUAUAUUAAAAUCUUGAAGUAUUGAA